AUGUGGCUCAUUAACGUCGACAAUCUUCAGCUGGAAGAGCACCUGAAUCCCACCGUCCCUUACGCUAUUCUCUCUCACACCUGGGGCACGGAGGAAGUUUCCUUCCAGGACUUCAGGAACCUCACCGACGCCGUGAGGGGGAAAGCUGGAUUUCCAAAGAUUGCCGCAACAUGCCGCCUCGCCAAGUCGCGGGGCCUUCCUUAUGCCUGGGUUGAUACUUGCUGCAUCGACAAGUCGUCGAGUGCUGAACUCUCUGAGGCCAUCAACUCAAUGUUCCGGUGGUAUCAGUCGUCAAAAGAGCUAGUGGCGCCAAAGAACAUCGUUUUCUACAAUGUCGUCUGGGAGCAACUUGGGUAUAAAGAAACACUAGCUAUGAUGCUCACCUCCAUCACGGGCAUUGACAGCAAUAUCCUGUUCAAUAAGGUGUCACCGAAGAAAAUACCGGUCGCCACUCGCAUGUCGUGGGCUUCUAAACGGCAAACUACUCGACUCGAGGAUGCAGCAUACUGCCUGCUCGGGCUGUUCGAUAUCAACAUGCCUCUGCUCUACGGGGAAGGACAAAGGGCUUUCGCACGCCUACAGUCGGAAAUUCUGCAAGAGACGAACGACCUGUCUCUGCUGGCCUGGACGUCAGAGACAACGGAUCCUGGACGGCAGCGGUCAUACGAUGGCGUAUUCGCCGAAUCACCAGCCCAAUUCGCUGCCUGCUUGUAUCGGACGAUAGUAAAUACGCCGCCGCUCAUCGACGAUGUCGAUGUUGUUGUGACGAGGGCCAACUUGAUGGUCUCCACUACUCUGCACAUGCAAGAGUUGGUUGAGGAUGGGGCUGAAGCCUCAAAAGGGAGAGAGUAUGUGUUGUUACUGCAGUGCAGCGAUGUACAAGGAAUACCGGCAGUUCGAAGACCGAUUGGCAUCUACGUAUCCAAGACCCCGUCAGGUUUCAUCCGCCACAAGCCCUGGAUGCUCGCCAUGCCUUUCUUCAACGAGGCCGUGCUGUUCGACAGCAAGCCUCGACUGCUAAAAUUGCUUAGACACAUCAGUUUUGAGGAUCACAUCGGGCAUCAAGACGAGAGGUUCCGCUCUGCUGUCUUCAUUCGAUUGAAUCAGGACCAGAGCUCACUCAAAUGGCUACACCACACCGAGAUUUCCAAGGCUACUCCUGAUGCCCUUUGGGACGGCAUGGACAGCGUGUUCCUUCACCAUGAGAGAUUCGACCAAAUCUCCCUAACCCCCCAAUUGCUGCAAAUCUCGUUGCUGGGAGACAACGAGCUACAGGUCGGGAAGCUGUUUCUCGUGUCUAUCAUGUCAAACCGUGUGCCCUCGGAACGAUGGGCAAUAUUGCUUAGCAACUAUGAGGAUCCCAUAGGUGUUCCACUUCUGAGGAAUCUCGGCAACUGGGAUACCGCGUCUUUGUUUGGGGGUCGCAUCUACUUUCUCGUUCGGCCUAUGAUGGAACGUCGGGAAUAUUGGCCGGAUCAACGCCCUGCCGUUCAAUUGGCCAUCCAGCGUGAGCCCGCAGAGGGUGUCGCAUCGCCAAACUGUCCAGCCUCUCGGAUACUUCAGCUGUCUGAACAUCGGCGGGUCCUCACAACCUUGAGCGUUAUCCCCAGUGACGCGGGAAGGUACGCCUGGACUAUCCAGAUUUCUGUAAAAGAUGUCGACUCUUCAUUGGACGCUGGAUUUGCUGUCGGAUCUGCUGGUGAGCCAGCCGGACGCCUCGUUGGUGUUGUAACCUUUGCGUCGCCUACCCCCGCUUAA
Colletotrichum chrysophilum is the source of this 1758-nucleotide messenger RNA. RefSeq lists its product as uncharacterized. The transcript is spliced from 2 exons. Bases 1 to 1758 code for a protein of 585 amino acids. Lineage: Eukaryota; Fungi; Ascomycota; Sordariomycetes; Glomerellales; Glomerellaceae. The record is from RefSeq and is a predicted model, not a curated record.